AUGCCUGCGGAUGAAGAGCAGCCGCAGCGAGCGGCAAACGGCGUCCAGGCCGCGGAGACGACGCCCCUGCUUAACGGCGCCAGCAAUGGCACACCCGCCGCGGCCGCCAACGACGAGGAGACGACCGUCAUCGCCGAGACCGUCUCCAGCGGCCGUCUGGCUCUGAUCUUGGGAACGUCGUACUUUGGCGUGUUUCUUGGCGCCAUCGAUAGCACGAUCAUCGCGACUCUCUCCGGCCCCAUCUCGAGCGAGUUCAAGUCCCUCAGUCUCCUCAGCUGGCUCGCAACCGCCUACCUCAUCUCCAAUGCCGCCUGCCAGCCCAUCUCCGGCCGUUUGACGGACAUCUUCGGCCGCGGUCCGGGUCUCGUCUUCUCCAACAUCUUCUUCGCCGCCGGUAACCUCAUCUGCGGCCUCGCUAGGACCCAGUCCGCCAUCAUUUUCGGCCGUGUGGUCGCUGGCAUUGGCGGCGGUGGUUUGAUGAGUAUCAGCACGUUUUUGGGUUCGGACCUCAUCCCUCUGAGGAAGAGAGGGAUUUACCAGGGCAUCGGAAACAUCGCCUACGGCUCCGGCGCCAUGCUCGGCGGCGUCUUCGGCGGCCUCAUCAACGACCACACGGCCAUGGGCUGGCGCCUCGCCUUCCUGAUCCAGGUCCCGCCCGUCCUCCUCUCCGCCGUCCUCGUCGCCGUCCUCGUCAAGGUCCCGCCCAAGGCCUCGGACAAGUCCUACCUGGCCCGCAUCGACUUCGUCGGCGUCGCACUCACCAUCUCCUUCCUCGUCCUCCUGCUCCUCGGCCUCAACGCCGGCGGAAACCUCGUCCCAUGGGUCCACCCGCUGCCCCUGACCACCAUCCCCCUCUCCUUCGUGGCCUUCGCCGCCUUCCUCGUCUGGGAGAGCCGCGUGAAGCAGCCCAUCAUCCCCGUCCGCCUGCUCGCGAACCGCACCAUCCUCGCCGCCUGCUUUACCAACCUGCUCUGCACCAUGGUCAUGAUGAUGGCCAUCUUCUACGUCCCGCUCUACCUCCAGGUCAACGGGCUCUCGGCCACCGACGCGGGCCUCCGCAUCCUGACGUCCCCGCUGGGCGUGUCCAUCAUGUCCGUCGGAGCCGGCAUCAUCAUGAAGAAGACGGGGAAGUACGUGGUCCCGGGCAUCGUCGCCCUGGUGCUCUUCAACAUCGGCAUCGUCAUCCUCACCCAGUUCGACACGAACACGCCCGCCUGGGUGAACUACCUCGUGUUCUUCCUCGCGGGCGGCGGCUACGGCUCCAUGUUGACCAUCACGCUGCUCGGCUGCAUUUCCGCCGUCGACCACUCCCAGCAAGCAGUCGUCACGUCCGCGACGUAUCUGGCGCGGAGUCUCGGCGGCACCGUCGGCAUCACAAUCGGGUCCGCCGUCUACCAGAACGUCCUGAAGAACCGGCUCUGGGACCGCUUCGGCGACUACCCGGACGCCGCGGAGAUCAUCGGACGCAUCAGGGACGACCUGGACGAGCUGAAGCACCUGCCCCCCGGGUGGAAGACCGGCGUCAUCGACUCCUUCAUGGAGGCGUUCCGCAGCGUGUGGUUCACCAUGCUCGGCAUGUCGCUACUCGCCCUCGUCUUCAUCUCGAUGAUGAGGCAGCACGUUCUGCACUCGACCUUGGAAAGACGAUAG
This is a messenger RNA of Colletotrichum karsti, 1650 nucleotides long. RefSeq names its product major facilitator superfamily transporter. Bases 1 to 1650 code for a protein of 549 amino acids. NCBI's taxonomy places the organism in Eukaryota, Fungi, Ascomycota, Sordariomycetes, Glomerellales, Glomerellaceae. The record is from RefSeq and is a predicted model, not a curated record. Gene Ontology annotation, biological process: transmembrane transport; basic amino acid transport. Gene Ontology annotation, cellular component: fungal-type vacuole membrane. Gene Ontology annotation, molecular function: basic amino acid transmembrane transporter activity. The transcript is spliced from 4 exons.